AUGAUUCAAAGUAAGAGCUUAUCUAAGCAAAAACCUAAUAAAAAUGUUAAAAAGAAAGCUAAGAAACAAAAGAAGUGUUUUGAUUAUGACGAAGAAUCUGAAAGUGAAUUAGAUAUUAGUUUUGCUGAAGUUUCCGGUUCUGCUGAACUUUCUGAUGAAGAUUUUGAUACCUAUCGUGAAAACUUUUUAGCGGAAAUAAAAAGUGAUGAUAACUUUCUCGAAGAUUUGUUGCAAGCCACAACAGAAGAAAAAGAUAAUGACAAAUCUUACGUAAAUAAUGAUGUAGACACUACAAAUAUUGAACAAUUUGAACCGAAUUUAAACAAAAAGAACCUAGUAGUUAGUGAUUGGAUACUAAUAAGAUUCACAACAAAAAAGUUUGUGAAACGUGGAGAAGUAAAGAAUAUAUCAGAAGUAAAGAAUGAUGAUGAUAUCAUAAUGUUCCUUGAAAAGCCUGAUAUAUCUCGAAGAGAGCAUAUUACUUUCAAAGAAAAUUUUAAAAUGUAUAACAUUCAGUGA
Messenger RNA from Parnassius apollo (apollo), 519 nucleotides. Lineage: Eukaryota; Metazoa; Arthropoda; Insecta; Lepidoptera; Papilionidae. The record is from the annotation of a GenBank genome assembly.